CAUGCGCUGUUUUUUGCACCAAAAAACAGAGGAGAGAGUCCAAUUCGAACAACGCCCAAUUUGAACAAGCAGCGUAACAUUCCAUCAAACGUACAAUGGAGAAUUCCGAAGAGAAUCGUCAGAAACUGGAGGACGAAGACCGAAGGUCGAAGGACGACGGCGGCGGGGUCCAAAUCUUCGCUUUCAGCUCUCCUCCAUCUUGGCUCCUGAACGACGAAAGCGAUGAUGAUGAUGAUCGUCCGCCACUACCCCCCGCGGAGGAUGAUGAUUAAUUAGAGGAGCAAGGCUAAAAUCUAUGAGCAUCAAUGUAAAGCCUAUCUUCCGGUCUCACAGAGAACAGGAGCAGACACCGGAAGAUAGGCCUGUUUUGCUUGUUUCCUCUAGGAGCGGUAACCGUGAGCCUCGAUCUACGUUCUUCAAUUCGGUCGGGACAGUGCUUUUGAGCUUCCAGUUUUGUCCUAGAUGCACAGCUUCGGCUUUUGCCAUUCGUGUGAUGCUCCUCGCUCCUUAAAAGAGGCAUGGCUUGGAUCGUAGUUGAAGUAUACUGAUUACAUGUGCAAUAUAUGCAGUACAUGGC
Messenger RNA from Marchantia polymorpha subsp. ruderalis, 577 nucleotides. The record is from the annotation of a GenBank genome assembly. NCBI's taxonomy places the organism in Eukaryota, Viridiplantae, Streptophyta, Marchantiopsida, Marchantiales, Marchantiaceae.